Molecule: messenger RNA, 3099 nt
Organism: Pseudopipra pipra
Lineage: Eukaryota; Metazoa; Chordata; Aves; Passeriformes; Pipridae
Exons: 13
Coding region: 81-2603 (840 amino acids)
Molecular function (GO): protein binding
Source: RefSeq, a predicted model, not a curated record
GCAGGAGGUGGGAUGGGCUGAUCCUUCAGGCCCCUUCCAAACCAGUCCAUGGUGGGGUUCUGUGGUGUGGGUCCCUGACUAUGACACAGUCUCUUGGUGGCCGUGCUGUGGCACAGCCCUCUGUGACACGGCAGGCCCCGGCAGCGCCCCGGCCUUGCUUGCCCGGUGCCCCCAGGCCGUCAUGGUUCACCAUGGCACUUCUCACAUGCUCCAUGUGCUCCCUGCUCCUGCUGGCAUUGCUGCUGGCAGCGGCUCCGUGCCCGGCUCAGGCUGGGAAGCCCUUUGGACACCGCUGCAGCUCCCCACGGCAGGGGCUGCUGGACUGUCGCCACGCCGGGCUGACCACCGUGCCCCCGGCCACCAGCACGUGGCCCCUGGACAUGCUGGAUUUCACUGACAACUCUAUUUCGACCUUGGGACCGCAAACGUGGAAGGAAUACCAGUGGGCUGAGACCUUAAUCCUCAAGGACAACGAGCUGCAGGCAGUGAAGAGGUAUUCCCUGGAAGGGCUGUUCCUGCUGAAGCACCUGGAUUUAUCUGGCAAUGACAUCAAGUCCAUUGAGGAACAUGCCUUUGAGCCACUGCCUUUUCUGGAGCAUCUAAACCUGUCUGGGAAUCAGCUCACCCUGAUCCCCAGUGGUGCUUUCGAGGCCUGGCAUGGGAUGCAGUUUCUGCGGGAGCUGAUCCUAAGCCAUAACCCCCUGACCCUCAUUGCUGACACAGCAUUCUUCAAGCUGCCUUCCAUCAACUAUCUGGACCUGAGCGAAACACAAGUGUCUGCACAGACACUGCUCCUGCUCCUGCAGACAACAUCCCAUCUGGAGACACUCAAAGUGCCCCGUACCGUGUCCUGCUGCCUCUGCAAGGAACAUGGCACCGUCGAGACCCCGUGCAGGACCAUCCAGUUCCUCUGUGAGAACCUGUGUGACACCAGCACUGCCCAGUGUGGUUCUCCAGCCCAGAAACGGGCAGAAAUAAGGGGAGUAGCACAGCCUGGACAACUCAGAAGCAGCUCGGUGCUGUACGUCAAACCCAAGGACAUUCCCCCGGCACACCAUGGGUCCGUGACGUUUGCAGUGGCUCGGAAGCAGGCCAGCACCAGGGGUGACCUCAGCAGCCAGGGAGAUUCCCGAGCAGACUCGUAUUCCUCCCAGCACCUCUCCAGCCAGGGAAGGAAAGCCAUCGACGAGCUGCUGGUGAAGCUGCACAACAUUCAGAACAGGGGCUGGACCGGAGACGUGGACAGCAAACCCGAUUUUCUGGCAGAGCAGCUGGCGGCUGAGCUCCAGAGCCAGCAGCCCGAUGCUCAGAGCACCCUGGCUGUGGCAAACACCGUCCCAUGGCAGCCAGCGCCCGCCAGGCGCAACGUGCAGAAGUUCCCAGCAGUGGAGGGAAAGCAAACCACAGGCUGGGAGCAAAAGCAGCUCGAGUCAGGCUUGAACUGGCCAAUCUUAAACCGCUGGGACGUAGCUGGUGGGUCAACCCCCCCGGAUGACAACGCUGCCUUCGGACAUCACAGUGCAAAGGAAGCAGCAGCUCCCCGAAGGAGCUCUGUCCAGAGGUACCAGCGCAGGCAGAGGGACACCGGCUAUCAGCUGCCAUACAACCCCCUUUUCUACGAGGUGUCUGGUGAUGUGCAGGGAGAGGAAGAGCCCACGCCAGGAGAAAGCAAAGGUCUAGACAGAAAGCCGGAGAAUCUCUUGGACCUGUGGCUCAAGAGCCACCCUGAGGAUGGCGCUGAAGAAGAGCGUUCCUCUCUCGGGGAAUCCGGGAAGCAAGGAGAGGCAAGGUCCGGGCUUGCCAAAGAGGCAGGAGGCUCCCAGAGCCCCGGCCGUGCUCCAGCUGCAGCAGAGCUCCUGGAGGUCAGGGCUGAGCAUCCCCUGCCCUCGGGGGUGCCGGACGAGGCCCUGCAGGCGUUCAUCGCCCGCGUGACAGAAGCCCUGAGGGCAGAGUGCAGCCAGCUCGACCUGCAGCUGCUCUGUGCCAGGAUGGUGUCCGAGGCUGGGCUGCUGGCAAAGAGGCUCAGCCCCAGGCAGGACAGCCAGGGAGUCUCUGCUCUCACACGGCAGUGUCUGCAGCUGGCCUUGGAGAUGGGCAAGGAGUCCGCAGGAAAGCACAAUGCAGGGCUCAACCACUCCAUAGUCACCAGGCUAUUGGUGUUUGUUAUCAUCAUGAUCUUCGCCAUCAUCUUCGUCCUCAUCAUGAUCAUGUUAUAUUUAGUCCAGACUCACUGCUGGGAACGUUCUGAGGAUGUUUGGCAGGACACUGUGAAAUCCCCCCUGAGCAGGUUCUUCGAGAAGCUGCGAUACGGAGAGCUCAGGGACAUGCUCAGCUGUGCCUUUGGCGGAGAGGGCGAAGAGCGGGCAAGGAACGUGCGCCAGGGCUACCCCUCUGCCUGCUGCCCCUCAGCUCUCCAGAGCGUUCCCGUCGCUGGUGGCCACACAGAGGACACGGGUGAAUUCAAAAAGUUUGAGGAGAAGGUCAUGCUCCUCAUGGAGCAGGACUCUCGGGCGCUCCGGCUGUACGACUGGCACAGGCAGAGACGGGACAAUGUGGAAGCUGAAGCAGCAGAGGAGACCGACUCGGAGCAGCAGGAUGAGUGAGGGAACGUCACCAGCUGAAGACGAGAUCCCUCAGCCCAGUCCCUCUGCUGCAUCCCAAGGCCCGGCACAGCCGCCAUAGGCCCCAUAGAACCCCACAGGCCCCAUACCUCCAUAGGCCCCAUAGACCCCCCCAUAGGCCCCAUACCCCCAUAGGCCCCAUAGACCCCCCAUAGACCUCAUAGACCCCCAUAGACCCCAUUGACCCCCAUAGGCCCCAUAAGCGUCAUAGACCCCAUAGGCUUCAUAGACCCCCCCUAGGCCCCAUAGACCCCCAUAGGCCCCAUAGGCUUCAUAGGCCCCAUAGCCCCAACAGUCCCCAUAGCUCUCAAAGCACCCAUAGCCCUCAGAGCCCCCCCAAGGCCCCAUAGCCCUCCCAAGCCCCCAUCAGACCCCAGAGCUGCCAGAGUCCUGAUCUCCCUCAGAAGCCUCCGCAUCCCUCCCAGCCGUGGAACGCCCGUUUUGUUAGUCCAAGAUAAAAGUGUCUGAAGGAUGCCGA